Molecule: messenger RNA, 3264 nt
Organism: Saccostrea echinata
Lineage: Eukaryota; Metazoa; Mollusca; Bivalvia; Ostreida; Ostreidae
Product: atrial natriuretic peptide receptor 1-like
Exons: 26
Coding region: 1-3264 (1087 amino acids)
Biological process (GO): protein phosphorylation; intracellular signal transduction; receptor guanylyl cyclase signaling pathway
Cellular component (GO): membrane
Molecular function (GO): peptide receptor activity; guanylate cyclase activity; protein kinase activity
Source: RefSeq, a predicted model, not a curated record
AUGAAUUGUUCCAUCAGAAGUUUAAGUUGUGUGAUAGCGAUUUUAAUGACUCUGACAUCAAACAGUGGUCUACAAUCUAACAUCCCUCCCUUCAGAGUGCUUGUUUUACUCCCCGGGCGUAAGGGCGAUUUCUUGUUUCCAUUCGGACAAGAGAAAGCCGGAGCAGCAGUAAGCAUUGCUAUUGAAGACAUUGAAAGAAAGGGCAUCAUUAAGGAAGGCUCCAUAGAAGUGGAAUACGCCAACACACGAUGUAAUGGAGUACACGGACUGGGGAUCACAAGCGACAUGUUGAGGAAAAGAAAUUACAGCGCCAUUAUUGGCCCCCAGUGUUCACAAGUGUGCAGUUUUGUGGGGCGACUGGCUGCCUAUUAUAAUAUUGCGUGUUUCUCAGGUGUUUGUCAAGACACAGAAAUGCUCAAUAAGAAUGUAUUCACGACAUUGACAAGAUUCUUAGGAACGUUUGAUAAAGUUGGAUUAGCUGUACGUGGUAUCAUGAAGUCCUUUUCCUGGUAUCGAAUUGGAAUAAUUGCUCAAAAACAUACGGACAAAAUCUGGAUAUACACAAGAGACGCGAUUGAAAGCAUGACGUCUGCUGAUGGAAUGAACGUUGCCAUUUCUAAAACGUUAAACGAGACCAGGGACCUGUAUGAAACAUUAGAGCAAGUUGCAUUAACAUCUAGAAUUAUUGUGUUGGCUGUUAGAGGGGAGACACUGAGGAAGCUUAUGAUCUACGCCUAUGAUAUGGGUCUGAUUCAACAGAAAUAUAUGUUUAUCUGUGUGUACUAUUACUCCCAUAAGAACACAUUUGGUGACAUUUCUUGGAAGCAGAAUGAUUCUGACGACGAAAAGGCUAAAAUAGCGUACCGGUCAAUAUUGUUUAUCUCGUAUUUUACACCAAAUACGAACGAGUACAGGAACUUUACCAACAGGGUCAGGAUCAAGUCACAGGAAUUGUUUAAUUACACCUAUAAACCUGAUGAAGAGGUUCCCUAUCCAGCCUCUAAUCUUUAUGAAGCUAUGUACAUGUAUGCUCUCUCUGUCAACAUGACGUCAUUUGAAGGAAAAGAUCCAUUUGAUGGUCAAUUGAUUGCCUCAAGAAUCUGGGGGAGUACGUUUACAAGCGUAACAGGGAAUAUUUCACUCAAUGCGAAUGGUGACAGACAACAGGGAUACAAGAUAGAACAGAUCCAAACUACACCUGACUUUCAAUUAAUGACUGUUGGCUAUUUCUUUACCGAAGAUGGAGUAUUUCGAGAGGAUUCGCUCUAUAAAAUACAAUGGCCUGAUGGACUGGGACCACCUUCGGACACACCACACUGUGGAUUCCUGGGCGAAUUUUGUGAAAACCACCUGGAAAAGAUGGAGACUCUAGAGAUCGUGGUGGGAACCAUGGGAAGUAUCCUGGCUCUAGUUGUAUUUCUCAGCAUCAUCAUUCCAAGAUUUGUUGUAACACGAAUCAAAAGAAAAGCUAGUGAGAGUGUGUGGAGAAUAAAAGAAAGCGAUAUACUUUCCACCAAAAAAUCAGGUUUUUCAAUGUCAAAGAUAUCACUUCGUUCAGAACAACACAACAUAGACAGAUGUCUAGUCUCUACAGCAAUGUAUAAGGGAACUACAGUAGUUCUCAAAAAGUACGAAGUGGCGGAUUCAACCUAUGACGUCAGAGAAUUAAAGCAGAUUCGAGAACUAGAUCAUCUAAAUGUGGCCAAAGUCGUUGGGUUUUGUGUGGAUGCUUUAAAAAUCACAGUGGUAGAAUACUGCAGCAAGGGGAGUUUAAUGGAUAUACUGGAAAACGAAGAUAUCAAGAUGAAUUGGGAUUUUCGUUGCUGUCUUUUAUGGGACACAAUCAGAGGUCUUGAAUACAUCUUUCAUUCAAAUCUUCGUUACCAUGGAAAUCUUAAGAGUUCUAAUUGUGUAAUCGAUGGUCGCUUCGUUCUCAAAUUGACGGAUUUUGGACCACGUAACUGGAUUGAGAAGAAAUCAAAAUGUGAAAGAGACCUGUUAUGGACUUCGCCAGAGAGACUGAGAUUAAAAAUACUUCAAACUCCAGCAAAUUAUCAACAAUCGGACAUGUAUUCCUUGGCCAUAGUAAUACACGAAUUGUUUGAAAGAAAUGGUCCAUUUGGAGUGGAGACAAUUCAGCUACAACCAAUUGAAAUCAUAGAGCGGUUAAAAUGUCAAGAGACCAUUAAUUUUCGCCCUAAAUUUGAAACUAAUGGGUGUCCCAGAAAGCUCCAAGCUUUAAUAUCCAAAUGUUGGGAUGCUAAUCCAGAAAGCAGACUAACUCUUAAGGAUUUGAAAAAAAGCAUCAAAAUUUCUACAGACGUUAAAGCCGAGAAUUUCUUCGACAAUCUUCUGAAUAGAAUGGAACAAUAUGCUACAAACUUGGAGGACCUUGUUGAAGAGCGAACGUCAAAAUAUUUACACGAGAAGAGAAGAGCAGAAGAUCUUCUCUAUCAAUUACUACCUCAGUCGAUUGCUCAUCAGAUUCAAUCCCAGGGAUUUGUAGAACCUGAAUCAUUCGAGUCUGUUACCAUUCUGUUUACUGAUAUUGUGCAGUUCACAUCCAUUUCUUCUGAAUCUUCGCCGUUGCAGAUUGUGGAAAUGUUGAAUGACUUGUAUUCCAGUUUUGACGAUGUAAUUACCUCGUAUGAUGUGUACAAGGUAGAGACUAUUGGUGAUGCCUACAUGUGUGCCUCUGGUCUGCCACAAAGGAAUAUCUAUCAUCAUACAGAAAUAGCCAAACUUAGCAUAUCUAUAAUGAGGAUAGUCAAUAAAUUCAGAAUACGUCACCGGCCACGUAAAAAGCUUGAACUGCGUGCGGAAGUCCAUUCAGGUCCUUGUGUUGCUGGUGUUAUUGGUGUUAAAAUGCCAAGAUACUGCCUGUUUGGAGAUACUGUAAAUACGGCCUCAAGAAUGGAAAGUACAAGUGAAGCUUCAAAAAUUCAAAUAAGUGGUUCUACUGCAACACUCUUAAAAGACUCACCAGAAGUUCAUCUCAGCACAAGAGGAGAAGUCUUUAUUAAGGGUAAAGGAGUUAUGCUUACAUACUGGUUGGAAUGGAAGGAGGGUGGCAAUCAAAACUUCACAUUUUUAGAGGAGUCAACUUUGGAAUCAUCUCAAAAUUCAAUGUUGAACAAUACCUUAAUGAACAAUCUGAAGACUCCGCCCAUUACAUUUAAAUGGGUGGGGGAUAACCAAGAUGAGAAGGACACAGAGGGAAGGGAGAAGGAGGAUAAGAAGGACACAAAGGGAAGAUACUUUUGA